AUGGGAUCUUCAGAAAUAGCUCGGAAACAAAGAUACCUUGCGCAGAUCACCAGCCAUAAGGCGCGCUCUCAGUCUCACUUCAGCGUCCCGCGCGCCGAGCGGCUUUCUCCGGAGGGCGCGGGAGCUUCAGGAGCUUCAGGACACGCGAAGAGCUUCAUCACCAGAGACGAGGGACCGGUGACACCAGACCUGGCGCGCUUGUGUGAAGAAUGCGUCUCUCGUGUGCUUGUUCUGAAGGAGCAAGCCCUGCGACUGCUCAAGGACGGCCACUUUCCCCCCAGCGAUCCAAAACUCUCCAUCCUUCUGUAUGAGAGCUUGCGAGCGCCUGCUUGGAUUGGCCUUGCUGGUUGCUGUGACGUCUGCUUCACUCACCUGAGCCAGCUCAAGCGGGAGGCUAUCCACAUGCUCCUAAACCAAAACCGGACCAUCUGGCCCAAUUCUUCCCCUGCCAGCGUCUCACCCGGCUAUGAUGCCUUGGGUUCUCACACUCUGCCUAGAGCUAUCAGCCCUCGUUCUCCAAGCCCCAAUAAGCGUCAGAAGUUCAGCAACCCCAGGACGGAAACCUGGGUCAGAGAACAUGCACGAUUUGAGACCCUUUGGUGUACAAAUAAGGAAAUUCCACCUUUGGCCGACAUGGGUUCUCAGGAUGGACAGAAAAAGAAAAAAAAUGAUGAAGCCACAGUUCUCUGCCGCUUCACUGGUCCGUUGACGUUCAACACUUCCAAAGUUGCUGCAAUGCUCCCUGCUGGGACCUCUGCAGCUUUCUCUUUCCUUGUCAGGGCUGUCCAGAAGUUGCACUUGACUUCAAGAAGAAGAAAGCACUGCUCUGAAAAUGACUGCAAUCCCACAAACUUCCAUGGUGUUCUCCAGAAGGAUCCCCCUCCUGCACCUUUAAGCCUUUUACAGACUCACUGCAAGAGCAGAGAGUUACCAGACACAGCAAAGGUCAAAGUCAUGCUGAGGCUCAACCCGAUUGUGACGGCAGACACGUCUCAGUCCCAUGCCCUUACAGUGGACCUGCAUAAGAAGCAGGUCACAGUGAUGGAGCCUGCCACACAAAAUACACAGAGAUCAGCAGCAGGCGCAAAGUUCACUCCAAAGACAUUCACAUUUGAUGCUACUUUUGGCCCAGAGUCAUCCCAGGCUAAGGUCUGUGAGAAGAGUUUGUGUGAAGUUCUCCAGACUGUUAUUGCUGGAGCAGAUGGCUGCGUCCUAAGCUUUGGACAAACCAAAGUCGGGACAUCGUAUACAAUGAUCGGGCGUGAUGAUGGAACACCAAACCUAGGAAUCAUCCCUUGUGCCAUUUCUUGGCUUUUUAAACUCAUUAAGAAGAAGACAGACAAGACAUGGGCAAACAUCUCUGUGUCUGUGUCAGCUGUUGAGGUGUGCGGGGAGACGGAGGUCAUCAGGGAUUUACUGACUGGUUCUGAGACUGGUGAUCACGCCCAUAAGCCAAAUGUUUACCUCCAAGAAGAUCCUGUCUUUGGAAUACAGCUUUACAACAACAGGGUGGUAAGUGCUCCGACAGCAGAAAGAGCAGCCAGCCUAUUGGAUGCAGCCCUAGCAUCUCGCAACAUGGGCAUGGCAGGGUGCAGAGGGACGUGUACUCAUCACUGCCAUAUGUUCUACACUCUUUAUGUCUGCCAAAAACACAUAGAGAGCAGUCCCACAUCUGGGAUGCAUGUAGAACAAAGUAAGCUGAGCCUAAUUGAUUUAGGAAGCUGUACCAGACAGAGGACAAAGAACAGCACAGAAGUCUGUCUUCUUGACCUUGGCAAUAUUAUUAUGGCCAAGCUGAAUGGACACAAACAUGUCCCUAACAGGGGAAGUAGACUGUCCAUGCUCAUGCAAGAGUCUAUUGGAAAUGUCAACUGCCACACAACAAUUGUAGCCCAUGUCUCUGCCUCUCAAGAAGACCUGUCUGAAUCUCUCUGCACCAUUCAGAUUGUCUCACACAUUCGAAGAUUACAGAGGAUGAAAAAGCAAGGCUGCAACUCUCCUCGUACAAGAAGCUUGGGCAAAGAAAAAAAAGAGAACAACUCAUCUAAACUAAGAGCCUUUCGCUAUGCAGGUUCAUUGGAACACAAUUUGUCUUUGCCACACCUCUGUGAUGAUCUAGAAGACCACUCUGAGAGUGAUAAGUCAUGUGACACUGUGUUUUGUGUGGAUCCAAAGGGUGUCCUCCAUGACAAAGAUGUCAGAGGGAAUCACGAGUUUGUGCCAAUAAUUCCAUCUUUGCAAACAAACAAGGCAGACUUAAAAAACUCUUUCUACAUAAAACACAAUGACGGCUUACAGUCAAGUCAAAAUUUAAAUGAACUGAAAAAACUUCCUGUGCAACAAACUUCGAGUGUUCCUGAUUUGGAGUGUUUCAAGUGCAACACCUUUGCUGAACUACAGAAUCGACUGGGAUGUAUGAAUGAAAGUGAAAUGGUUGGACUGCAUUCUUGCACGACACAGCCUGCAAGUGCUGUUGUUAAAUCUGAACCUCUGUCAAGGAAAGGUGUAAAGAUGCUAGCGGAUGUAAAGAGUAAAUUAACAUAUAAAAAACAGGUUAACGUGCAGGAACAAGGACAACCUACUCAAAGAGAUGGGUUUAUAAAGGACAUUAAGAAAAUACCUUGUGCAUACUCUGGUCAAGACAGCUCCAUGCAGUACGAACGAGGCACUGAUUCCCAAGGCUUUAGUAAAACUAUGGACAUGACUCCUUCUGUAAUUUUUCCAGUGGAAGGCCCGUUAUCUGAUAAAUCUAGAUUGCCUAGCAAGGUUCGGAUACCUCCUGUAGGUAAAAGCUCAUCUUCACUUUCUACUCUAGGUUCUUCAGUUUCUUUCCCUAUUACUCGAUGUGAAGUUAUUCCCACAGAGAGACAAGGGGAGAAGGCAACAAUCACUGUAACGGUUCAGCAGCCACUAGAUUUGAAUGGACAAGAUGAACUUAUAUAUUCUGUGGUCAAAGAAGUAGAGGUCAGUGGCCCAGUAAGUAAUGGCAAGGCUGCCAAAAUAGCAAAUAUUGCUGACCUUGAUUCUCUUAAGAACUCUCCACUAGGUUCUCAGCCUGUGAAGAUCAUCGGCAGUGUUGGAAAGGAACAAGCUGCUACUGAUUCUGAAGUUAAGGCUUUAGGUGAAACUACUAAAACAUCAUUAGAUUUAUCUGCAGGAAAGACCAUUUCUAUGGGUCAAAAUGUGUGUAUUGUCAAAGCAAAGUCUAACAGUAACCACCUUCAACAUGAUGUUAGGUCAAAGGAGUCCGAGUCUAAGACUAUGACAGAAGUGGAAGAUUUGACAGAGGUGGAUAAAGUUGAUUUUGGCUCCGAUUUGCAAUAUGAGGCCUCAAGGUUCAGGGAGUAUGCAUGUGAGAUUGUAACUGAACAAGAUGAUGCUAAGAGAAACUGUAACCAAAGUAGUGGGCAGCUUUGUAGAGAGCUUGAAGACAAGGUUACACCAACAAAUCCGUCAACAUUAGAAGGUUUUCAGAAGAAACCAGAAGAAAAUCAAAUCAGCGGUUAUGACACAAGCAGUCUUACAAGAGCUUGGCUUGAAACUGGCAAACAGCCCUCCUGUAAGGACUAUGUUUAUCCCAGUACAACCUGGAAAGACGAGACUCCAUCUAGUCCAAAAGCAACACUAGAAAAAAAAAAUUAUGUUUCCAAACCAAGUCUGGUGGAAUGGGCAAAAUAUAGCAAGUCAAUGCCUUCAGUGCCAAGAUCAGAUAACAAUGGUUCCAAUAUGAUAAACAAAACACAGGUGCAACCUACUGUGACCCAGGCAGCCUCAAAGAAACAGCUCAAAACUACGAACCCCAGAUCUCCUAUUGAUGAGAGCACUAAGCUAUUUAGCGCAAAACUGGAACAGUUAACCAGCAGGAGCAGAUCCUUAGGCACAUCACAUGUAGAGUGUGUUGCUGUUGUACAGCCUAUUGAGCAAAGCAAUUCUGUGCAAACUCAGGGUACUUUAAGGAGUAUGGACGGCAACCAUACUUCACCAAGGGUCAACCGACGUCUUGAGAAGGAAAAUUGCUAUGAAUUGGGUUCUAAAAGCAGUUUAGAAGGACAGUAUGCAUCAGCUCAUGCCAAAAGCGCUGCCCAUCCUGGUUUGCUGACAGUUUUUGAAGCAGACCUUCUCAGUUUGUCUCAGACUAACCAUAGCCUUCGGAGAGUUCCAAGAUUUUUUCCACUUUAUGAUGUUGAUGAACGUGACAUUAAUCAUCCUUCCGAACACAGUCAGUUCAAUUUGUCAAGUGGAAGCAAGGUUUUGUCUAGCCCAGUGGUUCACAAGUUGUCAGGAAUUUCCCCCAAUUUAAGUGCAUCACCCAAAUCUAACAGACGCUCAUUAAAUAGAAGCUCAAGUCUGUCUCCUGAGGGAUUUUCUAGAAAACAAAUCUCAUGGUCAUCCCAGUCUUUAUCCCGAAAGCAGGUGAAAUCUUCUGUCUCCUCCAAAUAUCCAAGCAAACUACUGAAUGGACGGGUUGAGGUUCUUAGAGCGAGUGAGGACUCUCUCUCUAGCUCUAGCCAAGGUAGCUCAGACAUUGAUGAUCUUGAGGAGUCAAAAAGAAAAAUUAAACAGUUGAGCCACACUUUGCCUUCCCCAUACAGUAGGAUUACAGAGCCACGUAAACCAAAGCACUGCAGUGGGCAUGCCAGUGAUAACACAAGUGUUCUGAGUGGGGAGCUCCCUCCUGCCAUGUGUAAGACUGCGUUGAUGUACAACCGCAACAGUACGGUCAGCAGUGGAUAUGAAAGCCUGAAGAGGGAUGGUGAAACCACAUAUAGUAGUACUUCAAUACAUGACUCAAUCAGCGAUCAGAGCUGCUUCUACAGUACUCUGAAGGGUGUCAAGAUUUCCAAGAAAAGAAACAACAUAGGAUCCUAUCAAAGACAUCCAUCACAGGACACACUGUCAUCUUUAAGGAGAUCUGUGAGUGGGUCAAAAAUACGCUGGGUAGAUCGUGGGACCUCAGAUGCAUAUGAAAUUAAAGUUUAUGAGAUAGACAACGUGGAUAGUUUGCAGAGGAGAGGAAAGGCAGGGAACAAGAGUGUUGUCUGCUUCAGUGCCAAGCUGAAAUUCCUGGAGCAUCGGCAGGAAAGAAUUGCAGAGAUGAGGGCCAAGUACAACACCCUCAAGCGAGAGCUGGAACUAGCCAAACAGCAUCUGAUGGUGGAUCCAGAGAAAUGGACCCAUGAAUUUGACCUCUGGCAGACAUUUGAAGUAGAUUCUUUGGAGCACUUAGAGGCCCUUGAGCUGGUGACGCAGCGCCUGGAAUGGCAAGUCUUCCACUGCAAGGCACAUGUCAUGAUGGUAACCAGCUUUGACUCUUCACCAAAGCGAAGACAGAAGAAGAAGUACCGUCCACCUGUCGAUUAUAUAGGGUUUAUAGGAAUAUAGCAUAUCUAGAGUUUUAAUUUAUGUUACCUUUUACUUUAAAUGAUGUGCAUACAAAAUGCUAGUUGCUGUAACAACUCUGCACUGAAACCACCAGGUAAGAAGGAUACUGCCUUCUAUUUCAAGGACCUUUCAGAGAACUUUGUGUAAUGAUUUAUCAUGUAUUUGCAAUAAAUACCUGUACCUGUCUCAGAUAGCCAUCUUUAUCUUAAACCUUCUCUUCAAGGUAAUAACUGAACCAGAGAUUAAACCUCUAUGUCGAUUGAUUUGUAUUUCUACUAACCGGCCGCAAUAAUCUCACUUCUUGGUGUGCCCUGGUAGGUGCUCAGAGAUCAUCACACUCAAAUCACUAGAACUUGCUGAAGGUGCAUGCAAACAUCAAAGUCUGGAGCAGUCCUUCUUUAAUUUACAGUCAGUGGUACGAACUGCUUCUUAUAGAGAUGUCACAGUGGUUGGCCUCCAGCCCAUCUAUAGGCCACUGUGAUGAGGUCCACCACACAUCAAAGGAGUACUUAUUGCAUGUAACUCACUAAGACUUCGAGCCAAAUUGUUGCCAGGAUAAACUGAGAAAAGCAACAUUUUAAUUUAUCAUGCAAUCAUUAAUGUUCAUGGCCUCUCCCUUUUUUUAGAGAACCCAAAGAGGUUCCUUCUGUGGUGCUGAGGGGCCAUACAUUGCUUGGGAUUGCUUGGGAUGGGCUACUACAAAAGGCCAUGAAAGCAUGUCUUGUGUUUAAUAGCUAUUCCUGGACUGCUUAGUCACAGACAGUGAUUUAAUACUUGGGACAGAUCCAUGCCAAAUUGGAACAGCAGAUCUGCUCAGGAAGGAAGAUGUCAGGCUCUUCUGACCGCUAGCAAGAGAAAUAGUGGGAUCCAAGGUCUUGCUAAGUUCUUUACAAAAUAAAAAGAAUCAACAGUAAGGGAAAAUGACACAUAUGAGAAGGUUGCAUCCUAUACCAGGAGGCUAUUCAGUUUUUCUAUUGAAAACCCCAAUCUGAUGUGGUUAUUUUACUUUAUUUGGUAUUUUAAGUGGUCCACCUAUAUCUUACCAAACCUUUCUCGAUCUGGGAUACUAUUCUGGGUUCAGACAUUAUGCUCCUGGACAGUGUAUGUACUGCUUCCUUGUACUGGCAAAUU
Molecule: messenger RNA, 6513 nt
Organism: Clarias gariepinus (North African catfish)
Lineage: Eukaryota; Metazoa; Chordata; Actinopteri; Siluriformes; Clariidae
Gene: kif26bb
Product: kinesin family member 26Bb
Exons: 15
Coding region: 1-5382 (1793 amino acids)
Biological process (GO): microtubule-based movement
Molecular function (GO): microtubule binding; ATP binding; microtubule motor activity
Source: RefSeq, a predicted model, not a curated record